CGGUACCUCCCAGGCUCCCACACUCUGGGCCCCGGGGCCCACUAAUCCUGCUCCUUGCCCUCUUGGCCUCGUCCUCCUCCUCGUUCUCGUCGCCUAAUCAUUUUCAUCCCCCUGUGCAAUCCUCUUCUUCCCCCCCCCCAAAUCGAAAACAAAGAAUCGGAUUCUAUAGCUUUGAAAAGUAGAACAAAAACAUUAUACAAUUUGACUUUUUAUCGAAUAAAAAAUAAGUUCCUGAGAAGUCCAGAACCCCUAUUUAAUUACGGGGAACAAAGAGGAGGUUAAAAGUAAAUUACUCCAACACAGGAAUCCUUUUUUUUCUUCCUGAGCCCCAGCCCUUCCUUUUCAUUUUUUCUCUCGUCCCAACCUUCUCCAGGCCCCCCUCCUUCUCUUCCAAUGGAAGGCGACAAAUAAGUCACAGAAGCAGGAUCUUUCCUUCUCUCUCUCUCUCUCUCUCUGCGUUGUUUGGGCUAAAGUCGUUGGUGGAGAGGGGGGGAGAGGAGGGGGUGGUGAGUUCAGGAGAUGAAGAGCGGAGGAGGGGCGGAGGAGUCAUCGGCGGCGGCGCUGAAGAAGGGGCCGUGGACGGCGGCGGAGGACGCGAUCCUGAUGGAGUACGUGAAGAAGCACGGGGAGGGUAAUUGGAACGCGGUGCAGAAGAACAGCGGCCUUAACCGCUGCGGCAAGAGCUGCCGCCUCCGGUGGGCCAACCACCUCCGCCCCGACCUCAAGAAGGGCACCUUCACUCGCGAGGAGGAGCUUCUCAUCCUCCACCUCCAUGCUCAGCUCGGCAACAAGUGGGCUCGCAUGGCCGCCCAAUUACCGGGGAGGACGGACAAUGAGAUCAAGAACUACUGGAACACGCGGAUCAAGCGGCGGAAGCGUGCGGGGCUGCCUCUGUACCCGCCGGAGAUCCAGCGGCAGGUUUUACUCCGGCACGGCUACCACCUCCGCCCUACCGCCGCCUCCUCUUCCGCCUCUCCUGGUCCUCCGGCGCCACUGCCCGCUUCCGUUCCCCGCGCCCGGCUCCGCCCUCCGCCGCUCUCAUUGAUGCACCCGAUCAGUUUCCCGUCGUCUCCUUCUCCGACGGCGGCGUUCUCGCCCUCUCCCUCCGCAACCGCGCCCAUCCCUGUCGUUGCUCAGAAUCAAUUCUCGAGCGGCCUUCCUUCCCAGUUCCCGCUCUCCUCCCCUGUCCUGUCUCCUGCUUCUCCCCUGUUUCAAUCUCAGCAACAACAGCAGCUGCAGUUUUCUGUUUCCUGCCCUGUUUCGCCGACUCCGCCGAGCCCUCUUUUUCAGUUGCAGCAGCCGAUGCACUGCAAUUUGGGGAGUUUCGAUGUCAAUCCAUCUCCUUCUUCGGCGCAGAUGCCCUUCACGGGUGAGCUCCCUUCAAGCCAAAUACUGGGGGAGACGGGCGGCGGCUGCGGCGGUGGUGCCAUCGGGCUGCUCCGGUCGAGCAGCACUGGGCUUCUGGACGACAUGAUACGGGAGCUGCAGCGUGAUGUGGACAUUCCGAGGGUGGACCUGCAGCCUCAGCCGCCGGCGGCCGCCGCAGUAGAGGGUGGGGAUGGCCACCCUGGUGGUAACGAGGUCAGCAAAGAUGGCACCUUUUCGCCCGUUCAGGGCUCGGUUCAGGAAUCUCUGAGCAAGUUGGACGGCUCCGACUCUUCCAUUAAUGGAACUGAGAUGAGGAGCAAAGCAACAAAUGAGAUCAGCGGUGUGCAUGACGACAUAUCCAUGCUGUUAGAUGCGAUACCGGCUCCCACAAUGCCUGCAACAAUGGUGGCCCCUGACUGGUACAAUAGCGACAGCGGAGAAAUCUCCAAUGGUCCAUCAUCCGUCAUGACCGAUGACGACAUUGGGCUUGAAAUGCAUCAGUUGGCUUCAUCCCUUUCUAUCGCUCCUGUGGACCAGGAAUGGAACCUCAGCUCAUGAACCUUGAAAAUUUAUGAGUUUGGAUAUGCGCAUGGUUUUAGCCAAGGCUAGUGGAUGAUGGUCUGGAUUUUGAAGAGAAACUACCAUGUCAUAUUCUGGUACUUGUAUGCUUUAAUUUUCUGGAGACUUGAAAAUAUCUAGUUAUGAAAUAUUAUGAACUUGUAUCUGGUGGCUAUGUUGCAUUAAUGAGUUCUAUCUUUGCAUAUUUUGUUAACUGUGCGUUAUAUAUCCAGUAGUAUUUCUUGUUCA
Elaeis guineensis (African oil palm) is the source of this 2175-nucleotide messenger RNA. RefSeq lists its product as uncharacterized. Lineage: Eukaryota; Viridiplantae; Streptophyta; Magnoliopsida; Arecales; Arecaceae. The record is from RefSeq and is a predicted model, not a curated record.